GCAGUGGUGCCUCAGAGGUCAGCCAGGAGGGUCUCUCGUUGGAGGUGGUCUGUAGGAGGUCGGUAGUGGUCCUCGGAGGUCAGACGCGAGGAUUGGUGAGGAGGGACAGAGCAGAGGAUGAGGAUGUUGGUGCCGGUGGUGACGGCGCUGCUGGUCGGAGUGGUGCACACAGCUGACGUGUGCUACGAUGACGUGGGCUGUUUUACCACCGACUACCCGUGGAGUGACGUCAGAAGACCGUUCCCGAACCUUCCCCAGCCACCCGAGGAGAUACCCACCAACUUCUACCUCUACACUCGGACGGUUCCCGAGAAGACGGCCAUUCACUACAACAGUACGGAGCUGGGUGACUUUUCUGCACAGCGGGAGAGGACAGUGGUGAUCUGUCACGGGUUCACCGACAGCGGAGCCUCGGGGUGGAUGAACCGCGUCAAGGACCUACUCCUGGAACAGUACGACUUCAACGUCAUUCUCGUCGACUGGGAGGCAGGCGCACGGACCCCGUAUCUGCAGGCCACCGCCAACGCUCAGCUAGUCGGCCGCCAGAUCGCGCUACUGGUCCACACUCUGACCGAUGUAGGUGGCGCUAGCGUCGCCAAUAUCCACCUGAUGGCCCAUAGCCUGGGCUGUCAUGUCAUCGGCUAUGCCGGCGCUCGGAUUCCAGGCCUGGCCAGAAUCACAGGACUAGACCCGGCCCAGCCGUAUUUUGAAGAGACCCAGCCAGAGGUUCAUCUGGACGCCACUGAUGCCGAGUUUGUCGACAUCAUUCACACCGACGGACGAGACAUCAUCUACAUCGGUAUCGGCUUUAUGGCGUCAUGUGGAGACGUUGAUUUUUAUCCCAACAACGGUAAAAACCAGCCGGGCUGCGGCGACUUCCAGGAGAAUAUUCGGGCUCUCAUCUACGAUCUGGAGACGCUCAACAUCGACGCCAUCAAGGGUCUGUUCGGCUGCCCUCACGAUCGUGCUCACGAGCUCUUCAUCGCCACCCUCACGGAGCAGGAGUGUCCGUUCGUGAGUUUUCCGUGCAAGGACUACGCCGAGUACGAGUCGGGAGAGUGUCAGCGGCUGGACCGAGCCACCAUCGGACGAAUGGGGAUGGACGCCGAGAAAUACAACCUCAGCGGGAACUAUUAUCUGCAGACGACCAGCGACAAGAGCUCCUUCUGCAUGCACUACCUGGAGGUAGAGCUGCAGCUUUCUAAGGACCAGCAGGACGGUAUGGGAAAUCUGGUGUUUGUUAUCGAGACAAACACCACAGCUUCAGAACGGCUGCCAGGAUGGAGUUCUGGCACAAGUUGGUCGUCAGGAACCCAGCUUCGGACCACCGUGCACUCGCCCAUUGACCCCGCCCAGAUGACCUCGCUCAAGGUCACACUGCACGGCCAGGGGGCGGCCGUCAGCCCGCCCCUGCUGCCCCGGGCGGUCAAGGUCACCCGGGUCGACAGUCAGCUGACUCUGACGUCACAGGAUCUGUGCACGGAGACGGAGACACUGCAGGAUAAGGAAACCAUGGUGCUCAGACCGUGUGGGGAAGAGAACGCAUGAAACCAUUUCGCGAAGGCAUCUGGAAAGGCGAAGUGAACAGUGUGGAACAACGAUAACAUCUACGUUUGUUGAAAUCUGGAAGGGAAUAUUAUGGUUAAUCAAUCAAGACGAUCAGUUCCAAUGCAGCUACUUGGCCUUGGGGCGCACUUUGAUCUGGUAAAAUAAACAGACCAACACAA
Messenger RNA from Amphibalanus amphitrite, 1727 nucleotides. RefSeq names its product pancreatic triacylglycerol lipase-like. The transcript has 9 exons. Gene Ontology annotation, molecular function: triacylglycerol lipase activity. The coding region runs from base 118 to 1548 and encodes 476 amino acids. Lineage: Eukaryota; Metazoa; Arthropoda; Thecostraca; Balanomorpha; Balanidae. Gene Ontology annotation, biological process: lipid metabolic process. The record is from RefSeq and is a predicted model, not a curated record.